UUUACUGUCUAGCAAUUCUUGGAGUAUUGAUGUGAAUAACCAUUUCCCUGAAUCUCAUCCCCUAGUUUAUAUAAAUUCAUCCGUACACAUUGGACGGUAUGCACAUAUCUGAACUAAAUAACCUAUCUAACUUGUAAAAUUUUCAGAUUACAAUGUCAAAAACUCUCAAGAAAAUGGUUGAUUCGUCGAAAGGUAGUUUUCCAGGCUUUCCGGGAGACUUAACAAUUGUUUUAGUUGGCAGCACGAGAAGUGGAAAAAGUGCGACAGGGAAUUCGAUCCUUGAACGAAAAGCAUUCACGUCAAUCUCUGGCUUCGGUCGCGUGACAACUACUUGCGUGCGACAAGCCACCGCGUUAGAAGAUGGAAGAGUUCUCCAUGUAAUUGAUAUCCCGGUUAUUAUUGGAUGCUGCCAAUGCCGGCUUGUUCGGUUCUACUAUCAAACGUGAAGAUGUUGAAAAAGAGAGUGUUCGAUGCAUGGAAAUGGCUAAAGAUGGCAUUCAUGCUCUUCUUUUGGUUGUGUCAUUAAAAGUUCGGUUCAAUGAGGAGCAAGUUUCAAUUGUUGAGACCUUAACGCACUUGUUUGAAGAUAGAAUUCUUGAUUAUAUGAUUGUCGCUUUUACUGGAGGCGAUGAACUGGAAGAUGAUCGAACAUUGGAUGAGUACUUGGCCUGUUCAACCCCCGCAGCUUUAAAGAAUGAAACUGCUAUAAUGGAUUACAAGAAUUCAAUCAAUGAAAUGGAUAAAGCGUUAGAAGACGAGGAGUUGCAGGGAGCCAGUGCUGAAAUGAAUCAUCGAGAAGCACAUGGUUUAGAGCCAGUUGAAGAUAAAUGGAGUACUGCCAAUAAGGAGCAAGCGGAGAAAUACUCGAAGGACACAGAGAAGAUAGAAAGCUUCAAGACCGUAUUUUCCCAUGGAGAUGUUAAGGACUAUAGUCUUCCUUUACAGUUUGAAGCUGAAAAUGGAAGAAAUUGGAGAGAAGACCGAAGUUUACUUUCCCAAGAGGUUAUCCUUGGCACCAAGGGAACUGCUGUGACAUUCUUCGACCCACCAAUUGUCGACUGUGCAGAGCUCGAGCAGAAGGCACUAGCAAUGUCAACCUCUGAAUGCCUCAUGCAGGUCAAUGCUAUUAUGAUAAACUUCUUGUCUCAAAUUAGAGAUUUGAACACUGAAGUAAAGAAACUUCGAGAUGAGAAAAAAUCUUCCGAAGAUUAUCAUCAGACACAACAACUCUUAAACACAAGGGAGAAAGAGAUAGAGCAAUUAAAGAAGGACUACAAUGCCAUCGAUGAGGAAUUGAAGGUGUCCAUAAACUCUCAUAUCGCAAAGGACGAUCUGUACACAUGGUUAGUCACCUUUCUGUACAGGAUAAUGUCCAGUAAGGGAAUGGUCGAGAAGGUAAAGACAGUCAACCUCUCAUCCUUCAACUAUGGUUGCCACUUCCUAGCUGUCGCGGUUCUCGAAAGUCUUGCCAAAGGGAUUAUUAAGGUUGCAUUGCCCACCAUGAAGGAGCCCGAGGAGCUGACAAAGCUAGUAGGGGAUGUUUCUGUAGACUUGACAUCUUUUCCCCCUCAUGAAUUAUCCAUUUCCGAGGUGUCAGAUAAAAAGGAGGCUACUCCUCAAGUCGAGGAAGAAGAUGAAGAAGAAGUAGAGGAAAAAGGUGACAUAUAA
This is a messenger RNA of Oldenlandia corymbosa var. corymbosa, 1668 nucleotides long. Lineage: Eukaryota; Viridiplantae; Streptophyta; Magnoliopsida; Gentianales; Rubiaceae. The record is from the annotation of a GenBank genome assembly.